AUGGACCAGGCCUGGGAUGGAGCCUGCGGGCCUCGGCCAAGCACAGCCAGCGUCCAAGUGCGGGAGCUGAGCUCGCAGAGCCUGCACAACCCCCAGCCUCGGAGUAAGGCCCCAGGCCACUGUGAGCACGGCCACAGCGGGCAGCUGGCAGAGGAGUGCCUGUCACCCGCCAGGCUGCAGGCCCUGGCCCAGGAGGAUGACCUCCAACUGGUGAGCAUGUUGGAGAUGUGUGUCAACACCCGUGAGAACAGCCUGGGGAGCUUCGGGCUGCACCUGCCCAACCUCAGCCAGCUGAAGCUGAAUGGCAGCUGCCUGGGCUCCCUGAGGGACCUGGGCACCUCCCUGGGCCACCUGCAGGUGCUCUGGCUGGCUCGCUGCGGCCUGGCUGACCUGGACGGCAUCAGCUCCUUUCCUGCCCUGAAGGAACUCUACGUCUCCUACAACGACAUCUGGGACCUGAGCCCGCUGUGCCUGCUGGAGCAUCUGGAGGUGCUGGACCUAGAAGGCAACUGUGUGGGGGACCUGGGGCAGCUGCGCUACUUGCAGCUGUGCCCACGGCUGGCCACGCUCACCCUGGAGGGCAACCCACUCUGCCUGAGGCCAGGCCCCGGCCCAACCCACCAGGUGCCCCGAGGCUACAACUACAGGGCAGAGGUCAGGAAGCUCAUCCCCCAGCUGCAGGUCCUGGACGAGCUGCCCGCUGCACACACGGGCCUGCCGGCCUCUUGGAAGCUGGACCAGGACUGGCUCCUGGUGAAGGAGGCCAUCAAGGAGGGCUGCAUCCUAGACAGCCUGCUCCCCGGGACAGAUCGAACCCACGGAUCCCCCAUGUGGAGCCUGAGCCCUCAGCUGUGCCUGCCUGAGACCCAGCCCCGGGCCCCCAGGCGCUGGCCUCUCUCCCUGCUGGUCCCCGGGGUCCCCCUGCCUGAAGGCCUCCUUCCCAAGGGCCCGGCCCCAGAGGAUGAUGCCAGCAACCUCACCCAUGGCACCGGCCGGGUCCUCUGUGGGAACCCCACGAAAGGCCUGCAGGAGCGUCGGCACCAGUGCCAGGCUGGGGUGCACCCUGAGAAGCUGCCGCCUCCCAGGCUGGAAGAGCUGGCCCCCAGGGCCUCUGCCCCAGGGCCUGACCCUGCCGACGAUCGCGACCUCCUGGUCUGCGCCGGGCUUCAGGCUUUGAGGGAGCUGCACCUGCGCCCCCUUCCCAGUAGGUGCCCAGAGUCCUGGGAAGAGGGGGCCGCAGCCCCCUGGGGCCCACAGAAGGGCCCUGAAGAGCAAGAGGACAAGGCCGGGCCCAAGCCUCACCGCAGCCCCCCAAGCCUGGCCCCAGAGUCUUCCAGGACCUCGGGGUACAACUUGAUUCCCUGUCCCCCCAAGUCCUUCAUGCCAGACCGGGGCUGCAGCUCCAGGGGGUCUGCAGAUCUGCAGUUCCGGGGGCGUAGGCUCAGAACCCUGGGUAGUUUGGAGCCUGGCCUGGGUCAGAGGCUGGCUCCAGUGACUGCUCUGAGAGCCAGAGAAGUGACCUCGGGCCCCAGCCCUCGAGCAGAGGGAUGUCCAGGCCCAAAGCCAGCCCCAGACUCAGCAGCCAGACCCCCAGCCUCUGGUGCAUGCCGCACCUAA
This is a messenger RNA of Rangifer tarandus platyrhynchus (Svalbard reindeer), 1617 nucleotides long. Lineage: Eukaryota; Metazoa; Chordata; Mammalia; Artiodactyla; Cervidae. The record is from the annotation of a GenBank genome assembly.